AUGAUUGUCGAUACUACUCAAGAUUUAUCAAAAACAGACCAACUUAGUAUUUCCUUUCGAUUUGUUAAAAUUUGUUAUAACAUAAAUGGAUCUCCUCUCCUAAUAAAAAUUGAAGAAAAAUUUUUAGGGUUUUUUAAAGUUAACAAUCAAUCGGCAAGUGCUAUAUCAAAUCAAAUUAUUAAUAUACUAAAAUCAUUUAGUCUUGAUUUGAAAAAAUGUAGGGGACAAGGUUAUGAUGGGGCGAGCAACAUGAGUGGAAUUUACUCUGGAGUACAAACAAGAAUAAAAGAAAUUGAUAAAAACGCAAUAUUUAUUCAUUGCGCGGCCCACAAUUUAAAUUUAGUAAUAAAUGAUGCUAUGAAUGGGGUGCCAGAUAUUAGCAACUGCUUUCCUAGUAAUCAAGAAAUAUAUACAUUUUUUGGUAUUAGCAUAAAUAGGUGGGAUAUAUUAUCAAAAAUAACAGGAGAAUCAGAAGUAACGUUAAAAAAAUUAAAUCCUACACGCUGGGCGUCUCGUUUAUCAUCUUGUAUAGCCAUAAAACAAAGAUAUGUAGACGUAAUGAAAGCUUUAUCUAAAAUUAUUUUGGAAAGCAAUAAAAACGCAGAAAUAGCACAAGCGACCGGUUUAAGAAAGAAAAUGGAUUGUUUAGAUUUUCUUUGCAUUUUGAUGUUAAUUAUUGAAAUAUUAGCACCAUUAAAUAUCGUUUCAAAAUUAUUACAAUCUAAAAAUAUGGAUUUGGAUAAAGUUUGUUCAUUAUUAGAAACUGGAAUAAAAGAAAUAAAAUCACUGCGCAAUAAUUUUGAUGAUAUUCUUGCAAAAUGGAAUAUAGUUCCAACUUUUAAACAAUCACAAAUAAAACGAACAAAAAAACUGUUUGAUGACGGUGGUGUAAAUUUUCGUUUUAAAACGGCUGAACAUUAA
Hydra vulgaris (swiftwater hydra) is the source of this 921-nucleotide messenger RNA. Lineage: Eukaryota; Metazoa; Cnidaria; Hydrozoa; Anthoathecata; Hydridae. The record is from RefSeq and is a predicted model, not a curated record.